Messenger RNA from Fusarium verticillioides 7600, 360 nucleotides. RefSeq lists its product as hypothetical. The transcript has a single exon. NCBI's taxonomy places the organism in Eukaryota, Fungi, Ascomycota, Sordariomycetes, Hypocreales, Nectriaceae. The record is from RefSeq and is a predicted model, not a curated record. Bases 1 to 360 code for a protein of 119 amino acids.
AUGUCAUGUCAUAUCUUCGAAGGGGCCUUUGCAUCCUGUCGCGCGACAGACUCGUGGCCAACGGGGCACACCUACCCAUCGCGGCAUAGCGUCCGCAGUCCAAGCUUCCCAGCGGAAGGGAAGCGACGCCGAUGGUGCGCCGGGAUCCCAUGGAAGAACAUGGAAGUCCUCUCUAGCCUCGCCGGCGGGUCUGCGUGGCUGCAAAGCUUGACACCGAGAGGCUGCCAAAGCCACGCCAACCUGCACCGGCGUCCAACGCUCCGGGAACAGUUGUUUGAUGAAAAGCUUAACCCUCAACUGCUCAUUUUACUUGUCUCCAGUCAUUUUGUUUGUGACUGUGUCGAUCUACCAGGUCCCUAA